AUGUUUAUUAGUAGCAUAAUAACAUCCUAUUAUGAACCUCAUUAAUGACCAUAUAUCAAGUGAACUUGAGAAAUCAAAUGGAAUUAAAUUGAAUUCGGAAUUAUGGAAUAAACUUGUAAAAACGCGCAUAUUAUUAAAUAAUGUACUAAUAUACUCAAAUUAUUAUAAAAAUGAAACGGCUGAAGUUAGUGCUUUACGUCAUAAAGCAAAUAUUCAAAUCAAAAGUUCUUUAAAAAAAUUAAUAAAAAUCCAAAGUCUUCUAUUCCCCUUUAAGUUUGAUUUUAAAGGCUCAUCUGAUUCAAAUAAAAAAGAUUUAUGUGAAAAAAUUCAAAUAGUGUUCAAAGGAUUUAAUGAUUCAUUUAAACCAUAUAGGGAUAAUAUUAUUGCUGAUUGGGAUGAAAAAUUUAAACAUAGUAAUUCAUCAAUAGAUCAAGGCCAUAUGAAUAGCCGAUUAGAGCAAAUAUAUAAAAUUUUAGAUGACACUGAUGGAAAUUUGUUACAGCGGACAAAAGUUAGAAGAGUUAUCCCAAAUUUAGAUGAACAAACUUGUCAAAAAUCAAUAAUGAAUGUUACACCUCUCACAACUCUCGAUACCAAUGAGGAUAUAUUUGAUGACCAUGAUUUUUAUUAUGAAUUAAUCAAAGACUUUGUGAACAAUACUAAGCCACAAUGUGUUUUAAAUAACGGUCUUGAUACCUCCAUUCAGAAUAUUAAGAACAUUCAAUUGAAUAAAAAGUCAAUGGGAUUGAAUAGCAACAAAAAGAUCUUAGACACUAAAUGCACUAAGAAACGACGUUUGAGAUACGAUCCUAUACCCAAACUAAUUAAUUAUAUGUGUCCUCAAGAAGAUAUCAAUUUCGAUGAUAAUAUUUACACAGAUUUGUAUGCCUCAUUGUUUAAAUGAAAAUAAAAUGAAGAUUUUUAAAACAUGGAUUAAUAGCAAUAAGCGCGAAAAAUAUAAAGGAUUUAAUUUUUUUUUUAAAUCACGUAAAAUGAGUUUGUAAAUAAAAAUAAUUACAAUUAAAUAGUUGAUACUUCUUAUGUGGUAAAUUUUUUUACAAUCUAAUCGAAAUAUUCUAUACGCAUUAUAUAUAAACAUUUU
Messenger RNA from Gordionus sp. m RMFG-2023, 1102 nucleotides. RefSeq names its product protein AATF-like. NCBI's taxonomy places the organism in Eukaryota, Metazoa, Nematomorpha, Gordioida, Chordodea, Parachordodidae. Gene Ontology annotation, cellular component: nucleus; nucleolus. The transcript has 10 exons. The record is from RefSeq and is a predicted model, not a curated record. The coding region runs from base 32 to 904 and encodes 290 amino acids.